Messenger RNA from Aspergillus fijiensis CBS 313.89, 2581 nucleotides. Its product is annotated as putative C6 transcription factor. The record is from RefSeq and is a predicted model, not a curated record. Bases 55 to 2490 code for a protein of 811 amino acids. Gene Ontology annotation, cellular component: nucleus. The transcript is spliced from 2 exons. Gene Ontology annotation, biological process: regulation of DNA-templated transcription; DNA-templated transcription. Gene Ontology annotation, molecular function: zinc ion binding; DNA-binding transcription factor activity, RNA polymerase II-specific; DNA binding. Lineage: Eukaryota; Fungi; Ascomycota; Eurotiomycetes; Eurotiales; Aspergillaceae.
CAAUCUCCCAUAACUUGGUCUUCCAGGCAAUAGUUUCGUCUGGCGCCUGUGAUAAUGGCAGCUAGCGAGCCCGAUCAGCCAGAACUCGGAAAGGACAAGUCCUUGGCCUGUCAGUCAUGUCGGCGCAAGAAGACGAAAUGCGACCGGGAGCAGCCGUGCGCGCAAUGCACACGCUUCAAUACCAUCUGUCUCUAUGAUGACUGUCGCUCGAAGCCGGGUCUCCGCGCCGGUGCCGUUGAGCGGCUGCAGCAACGGGUCGACACGCUGGAGAAUAUGUUUCUCGGCCAAAGCCUGCUCUGGCAGAAGAUAUGGAGCGCGGUGGCGGAUGGCGUGUCGCCGAAUAUUCCCCCUCCGGCCCGGAAUGGCAUCGAAUCAGCGGAUGUUGCGGCGAGCGUGCAGCAGUUAUCUGAGGAGGUCAAGCAAAGAUUGCUGCAAGAGGCAGCCGGGACGGCUGACUCGGAUGGCACUCAGAUGGGGUCGUUGGGGCUAGGGCUAGACAUUGGAGAAAGAGAACACGAAAGACGAGAAGCUAAAGACGAAGAAGACCCAAACGAGACGAGAGAUGGCAUGGCCCAGCAGAAACCACUAGAAUCACGUCCUGCAAAGCGCCAAAAACUGCAUUUUCAUUCCAUUCUGGAACAGCAGGUGCCCGAGACAAUGGACGACUGGUCUGCCUCGCAGCUCUCUGCGCAGGGGCUGCUACCGCAUGCAGUCAUGAUGGAGUUGGUUGAUUUCCAUUUCGCCAAUGUUCAUCCCUGGAUUCCCAUCCUCCAUGUCAGAAGGUUUCGUGAGCAGCUGUACAGUCCGGACGGCUGGAACAGGGCCUUGCCAAUUCUACAUGCGAUCCUAGCCACCUCCGUUCGCUUCACAUCCCAUCCUGCGGCUGGAGGUUAUCAAUCCAAAGGAGAGAUGGCGGCUGCUAGUCGCCAGAGAGUCAUUCUCAACAGCAUGGAGUCAUUCUCGGUGGAGAAUUUGCAAGCAUUGGUGAUUAUUGCUUUUGAUAUAAUUGGGAGUGGACGGGGCCCUUCAGCGUGGUCGGUAGUCGGCAGCAUGACGCGCACUGUCGAGCAACUCCAGCUUAGUGUCGAGGAUCGGGACGACGAUGAGGGGAGAACAGCGAAGGGUGAGUAUCUCAUUAAGCGAAUGGUCUUCUUAAAACCAGCGCAACACUGGUGGCAGACUGAAGAGCGAAGACGGGUAUUCUGGACUGUGUUCCUGAUGGACAGGUUUUGCAGCGUCUCGACGGGAUGGAACCUGAGCCUGACGAGCGCAGAUGUUCGACGGCGCCUGCCCUGCGAGGGAGCAUUAUGGCAACGGGAGCAAGAGCAGACCACGCCGUUCUUUGGCAUCGCCAAUCAUUUCAGCCACGGAGCUAGCGGUCCAAUCUUGGACGACAGUAAGAACCCUGGGCAAGACUCCAUCGGAGGGUUUGCCUACGCCAUCGAGGCUACCGAGUCGCUGAGCCUGGUGGUCCAUUUCUUCUUGCAUAAUGCCCUUGACAUCGGUGACGUACAAAGGACCAAGAAAUGGCUGCUGAGAUUCAAGGAACUGGAUUUACGGCUUGUGCAGUGGAAGCUGCUGUUGCCCCAAAAGUGGCAAUCGGCUGCAGUGCUCAACGUGGACGGAAUCAUGGAUCCGAAUCUGACUCUGGCACAUUUUACCCACAACACAGCACUUAUUCUCCUCCAUCAGAGUAUGGCCUAUCCUCCAGCACACUGGAAAGAUUGCCCUGUGCGACUUCCGUCGGCAACUUCGCUCGAGACGUGUAUCGAGGCGGCCUCCGAGAUCGUAAUGCUGGGUAGCCUGUUUCUCCAGCACUCCUCCAUUCUUGCUAACCCGCAGUUCUCUUUCUGUCUAUUUAUAGCCGGACGAAUGCUACUAGUACACUCUCAGCAUGCCCGGCUUUCUGUCUCAGACCAGCUCGAUAGUAUCGUUGGAAGUUUGCUGGAGAUAUCCCGUCGGUGGGCUGGUCCUGGUGCCACGGAUCAUCGGAAUCUGGCGUCGGUGUUCGGCGAAAGGCUCACGAAAGCUCGGCAAUUCAUGUGCUGCAAUGCGACAUCACCCGCGACGCCCCUCAAUAUUCGACAAGCUGCUUACUCCGAGUCUGUAGCUUGUGCCGGGGAGGCUUCGGUCGAUGUCCGUGAGCGCUGUGGGGAUGGCGUCGGAGCUUCCACGGGGUCCUUACCACACGCUCCACAGACUUCUUCGGCGGAACCCGGUAUCCGUUGGAUGUCGAUUGAGUCGCAGUCCUUGCUUGAGGGUCUUGGCGAGCAAGACCGCGUCGCGAAUCAUAUAUCACCUAGCGAUUUCUUUAAUGAUACCCUGAGCCUCGCGUUUCCACCGCUCCCUCAAUCGCUGCAGGUGCAAUAUGACGCGCUGACGGAAAUGACAAUGGUAGACCCUUCCUGCCUGAGCAAGGUAGCACCACUACCAUUUACUGCCCCACCUGCAUCAGAAAGAUCUCAGUUCUGGGACCCGAAUCCACAGUAGACAUGCCCUCUUCUGUCCGGUAUGCCAAGGGCGUUCUGACCAGCCGUCGGGUCACGUGAAAAUGUGUAUUUAUCUAUGUCUUCCGUCUAGU